CACACACACACAGGGAGAUGAUGGAGCUCAGCAGCGCCACCGCUCGGUUCACGGACUCCACUGCCCAGUUUAAAGAGUACGAGGAUUAUCUGGACUCCAAAGUGACGCCCACGGACAAAUAUUACUUAAAGAGCCGGGAGUUGGCUCGGAAGGUGGUGGAGCACGGCCACAAGGGCACGGUGCUGAGCCGAGAGGAAUUCCAGGAGAGGAAAGCAGCUGCGCUCGCUGCCGAGGUCGCGAAGACCAACGCUCUGUACAACAGGAGCCGUCCAGUGACACUGGCAAGUGCAGGAAAGGAGCUCAAAGAUAACUUCCUGAAAGCCCUGGCAGAGCGAGAGGAGGCCAACCGCAGUGGGAAAAUGACUUCGGUCAUUUUCAUCAGGGAUCAUAAUACUCUUGGACAGGAAGUGUCUGGCUAUAUAGACUACGCCCACAGACUCAAGACCCAAGAUUUCGAACCAUAUUUCAGCGGAAAGAAGAGGCUGGUGCCAGGAACCUCGGAUUUAUGCUUCUACAACUGGAAGACACAGGUGUCCGUGUCCAACUCCAGCCCCAACUUCGAGGUGCUGUAUGAAGACCCCAACGGCCUCCUCUUCAAGAACAAGAGGGACAAGAAGAUCCUGAGUGUGGACCCCUCUUCCGGACCUGGUGAGGACUCCAGCAGGACAUUCCUCCAGACGGACCUCCACGUCCAUGUCGUCAUCUACGACCACAACAUCAGAACGGUCUGAGCUUCAGAGGCCGCUGCCGACACGUCCCUACAUAUGGCUCGUAUCGGAGCGCGCGCUGGAAGCCUCUAAUUUGACCGAGUCGCUGUAGUUGCACCGUCAUUUACAAACUGUUCCUCUCAUAUCAUGCGCGCCAUCUGGGUGGAGGUGCUGCAGUAAAAAGGGACUUGAAACGGAGGAUUCCCAGAGGAAGGCGUGGGCGGACGGGUGCGACAACUUCAAUGUUUCCUGCCAAAUAACUUGUGAUGUUGAAUUUAUAUCCAGAUUUUAAGACAAUUCGGCUCCAAAAUAAACCAAUCAAAUCAAUUUCUUUGUAUUUCACGCAGAUGAUAUUAGUGCAGACCCGGUUUGGCUCAGUUUGUUUGGCGGUCCCUGAGCAGGAGUCGGAGUCAGGGGCCAGGAACCUGCUCAGGGACCCCGGGCUCCUUCCCUGGUCUGGCCUGCCGUGUUUUGGGCUGUUUGUCUAAACAAAUUAAAGGCGUAAGAGCUUUGAAAGAUGGGGGGGGGGUGCUUUUAUGUCCUCCCCCAGGCUGCGGUAGCUCCAAUUGGACUGGGAGAAUGGGUAAUGGGCUUAAAGCAUUCCGCAUGUUCCCAGAUGCAGGGCACACGUUCCAGGACAUCAAAGUGCUCCAUCAUUUACAUAUUAGUCAUUCACUGUGACAGUUUGCAGAGGAAGACCACGGCUCCUUUAGGAAUGAUUGAGGAAGAGUUUGAGCCGCUGAUUCACUUUUAAUUCUGUAUUUGAUUUUUUUCUGAAACAUCUGUUCCACCACGAAUAAAAUGAUGU
Platichthys flesus (European flounder) is the source of this 1515-nucleotide messenger RNA. It is a transcript of the gene cfap299, whose product is annotated as cilia and flagella associated protein 299. The transcript is spliced from 6 exons. The record is from RefSeq and is a predicted model, not a curated record. The coding region runs from base 18 to 731 and encodes 237 amino acids. Lineage: Eukaryota; Metazoa; Chordata; Actinopteri; Pleuronectiformes; Pleuronectidae.